Diospyros lotus (date-plum) is the source of this 1117-nucleotide messenger RNA. Its product is annotated as probable membrane-associated kinase regulator 6. The transcript is spliced from 2 exons. NCBI's taxonomy places the organism in Eukaryota, Viridiplantae, Streptophyta, Magnoliopsida, Ericales, Ebenaceae. The coding region runs from base 57 to 818 and encodes 253 amino acids. The record is from RefSeq and is a predicted model, not a curated record.
GGUAAGCAUUGCUUCUUUUAUUUCCUUGCCUGUCAACCCCUUGGUUGUUGGAAAGAAUGGAGACCUCACAAGCUAUUGCCAUUGAGAGCUUUUCGUGCAGUUGGUUGACAAACAAGAGAUUUUCUUUCGAUAGCCUCAGUGAGCCGCUGAGAACAUCUUUAGAUGUUCCCGGGGAAGAUAUCUCACAAGAAUCUGAUCAUAAAAUAGCAAGGUCAAAGAAGUUCUUGGAAGAAGCCCAGAAUUUCAACUUUGAUACUUCCUUCCCUAAGGCUCCUGCAACCCUUGUCCAUGCCGAUGAAAUAUUCUCUAAUGGACUCAUCUUGCCAAAGUUUGGUGACCUGGGAAAUAAGGGGGCCUCCGAUGCCUCGAGUUUGGCUCCUUCAAGUUCUUUAAGGACUGUUUGCCCAUCUGAUAGAAUCCGCACUUAUUUUCUCAAAAGAUGGCGAAAAUCAUCAAGGAGAAUCUUGAAGAAGUACCUUGGCUUUUUCAGGCCCUUUUGCAGGGAGGUGGGCUGCUCAAGAAGAGGCAUUAGAGUGGAUGAUAUUGACGGCAGGGAAGUGUGGGAAGAGGAGAGCUUGAGCAGUUCAACUCCCCAAAGAGGAAAAGGAAAUUAUGUGGGCAAUUGGUGUGACAUCAAGAGAAAAAGCAUUAAAACCACUGAUGAUUCUGAUACAGGAUUAAUCCGAAAGGCUAAAAGUUGGAGCAAUUCACUACAGGCAUCUCCACAACACAGUCCAUAUUAUCCUACGGGUGACUGGAGUAUCGACAGCUCGAUUUAUGAGGCCAUUCUCCAUUGCAAAAGAUCUUUUGAAAAAUGAGAGUAUUUAUUUUGCUUAGGAUAAGAAGAGAAUAGGAGGAAGAAAUGAAACCAGAGCUUAUUGAAACACUGGGAGAGAUCAUCAUCAUCAUCAAGCAUCAAGCCUACAAGAACUUCUUUCAUCAUUUCUGUUUCCUCUUUCUUUCUGGUUUUGGCAGUAUAGCUAAAGCUCUUUUUUUCUUUGGAACUAUAAGAAAACAAUUAUAGAAACCAGGGUGCUGUAUUCCUGAUGAAUUUACUCUAAAAUAGUUCGAUACACUUGUCUUUGUACUUGUUUGUGUAAAGGGAUUUUUCUUUCCA